AUGUUCCCAGCCAAGCCCGUCUCCUGGAAUAAGCAUCCCAUGCACUUCAACCCUCUGUUGAAGAUGAGUUGCCAUGUAGCUCGAAUUUCGGUUCUGAAAAGCAAAAGCAGCAACCACAAGAAGGUGGCUCCCCACGGCGCGAUGCCAACCGAGGCCUCGAAUCGCCGUGCGGAAAUGGCAACCAUGUUGGAUCAAGCAAUUGCGAUUUCCAGUAACUCACGCACAGAAAUAUCAAGCGCAGAGAUGUCUGUCAACGACAACUCAGGCACCGAAUGGGAGGUUGAGGCAGUAUAG
Molecule: messenger RNA, 294 nt
Organism: Cylindrotheca closterium
Lineage: Eukaryota; Bacillariophyta; Bacillariophyceae; Bacillariales; Bacillariaceae
Source: the annotation of a GenBank genome assembly